Urocitellus parryii (Arctic ground squirrel) is the source of this 3669-nucleotide messenger RNA. It is a transcript of the gene Fbxo45, whose product is annotated as F-box protein 45. Gene Ontology annotation, molecular function: protein binding. Gene Ontology annotation, biological process: synapse assembly involved in innervation; proteasome-mediated ubiquitin-dependent protein catabolic process. NCBI's taxonomy places the organism in Eukaryota, Metazoa, Chordata, Mammalia, Rodentia, Sciuridae. Gene Ontology annotation, cellular component: synapse; SCF ubiquitin ligase complex. The record is from RefSeq and is a predicted model, not a curated record.
AUGGCGGCGCCGGGCCCGGGGGCUGGGGCAGCCUCGGGCGGCGCUGGCUGCAGCGGUGGCGGCGCGGGCGCAGGCUCCGGGUCCGCGGGGCUCGGGGGCCGGCUGCCCAGCCGGGUGCUGGAGUUGGUGUUCUCCUACCUGGAGCUGUCGGAGCUGCGGAGCUGCGCCCUGGUGUGCAAGCACUGGUACCGUUGCCUACACGGCGAUGAGAACAGCGAGGUGUGGCGGAGCCUGUGCGCCCGCAGCUUGGCAGAAGAGGCUCUGCGCACGGACAUCCUCUGCAACCUGCCCAGCUACAAGGCCAAGGUACGUGCUUUCCAACAUGCCUUCAGCACUAAUGACUGCUCCAGGAAUGUCUAUAUUAAGAAGAAUGGCUUUACUUUGCAUCGAAACCCUAUCGCUCAGAGCACUGAUGGUGCAAGGACCAAGAUCGGUUUCAGUGAGGGCCGCCAUGCAUGGGAAGUGUGGUGGGAGGGCCCUCUGGGCACUGUGGCAGUGAUUGGAAUUGCUACAAAACGGGCCCCCAUGCAGUGCCAAGGUUAUGUGGCAUUGCUGGGAAGCGACGACCAGAGCUGGGGCUGGAAUCUGGUGGACAAUAAUCUACUACACAAUGGGGAAGUCAAUGGCAGUUUUCCACAAUGCAACAAUGCACCAAAAUACCAGAUAGGAGAAAGAAUUCGAGUCAUCUUGGACAUGGAAGAUAAGACUUUAGCUUUUGAACGUGGAUAUGAGUUCCUGGGGGUUGCCUUUAGAGGACUUCCAAAGGCCUGUUUAUAUCCAGCAGUUUCUGCUGUAUAUGGCAACACAGAAGUGACUUUGGUUUACCUUGGAAAACCCUUGGAUGGAUGACAGUGGCUUUCUUGGGAUGAAAGACAGACUGGAGAAGAGAUCUACUUGUGGAAAGUAGAAUCAUGAAGUGACAGUGUCAUAUGUGCAUGUCCAAGAAACAUCCUGAAAAACACAUGUAAACUGGAGAAGCAACUCUAUUAACAGAUUAUCUUAGUGUUUCCUCUUUCCACUGGGCCAGAAAAAUCCUCAGGGUUGCAGUUGGUUGAGUGGGCAGUUGACAUAUGCAUGUUGCAACAGAUUUUGUCUCUAUGUUAGCAAUGUGUUAUUUCCAACUUUAAAGGUGAGAUUUUAGGGACAUCCGUAAAAGGGAUAAGGAUUUUUAAGUAAUGCGUUUGUGAAAAAGAUUGAUCCCAUCUUACAACUGCCUGUUUUUUCUCAAGUCCCUUUUUUUCCAGCCAGCUUGACUAUUAGAAAAGUAUGAAACUGGUUGGGUUUUAUUUAAUAUUUUUAAUAUAUUGAGAAGCAUGGUCUGCUUGGACUGCACUUCUCUAACAAUGAGAAAUAAAAUUGUGCAGCUAUUUUAAGAGUUGUAUAUACAAUAUGUGUGUAAAAAAGAACUGUAAAAAAGAAAAAAAGGACAAAGGGUUGCUUUGUUCUAUUUCAAUUUCUUAAAAACCACUACAUGGUACAAAAUCAAAAUAACAUUUAGGGACAAUURGGUAACUACAAAGAGGAGGAUUUUAAGAGGAGAUGUGUUGUAUUGGCUCAUUUGGUCUUACUUUUGAUUCAGUUCCCAUAACUGUUAUAGUCUGUUGUCUGUUGUUGGCUUGUUUUGAUUUUUGUUUAGUUAAACCAUCAAAAUUAUAGUUAAGACUCCUCAAUCUCCUGGCUAAAGAUUGAGGGAAGACAAGUCUAUUUCUGAUUAUUCAUAUAUCAGUAAAGAUGAUCUAAACAUAAUAGUAAUAUACGUAUUUUGGGGGUUUUUUUGGCUUUCUGAGAAAGUGUCUCAUAACAGAAAACAAUGCCAUGUGCUCUUACAGUCCUCAAAUAUGAACGAUAUUAGUCAUACAACCUAGGAAAAGAAUUAAUUAAUGAUUCUUUUAUUUUUAACUUUAUAAUGCUGUAGAUAUUAAAGUUUUUUAAUUUCAUGUUGUUUACAUCAUGUAACAGUCCAAGCCUCAAACUCUUCAUUGGGGCUAUCAAAAAAUGUUUACCUAUCCAUCUGAAACAGUGCCAACCUGAACCCAGGUUAAUUUUAUUAAUCUCAUUAUAGAUAAUUGCCCCCAUGGGACUUGAAAUAUAACACCUUGUGCUGAGAACUUCAGGUUGGCAAUGUUUUGGAAUUUUCAUUGGAGGAGAGCUUAACAUCCUAUUUUGAUAAAUCUUUUUUUUCUCAUUAACACUCUUUUGAAUUAAUAAUACAACACAUAUGAGCUGAGAUUUUUCUUUUGUUAGAAGAGAAACAAACAUCUUUCUGUAUGAAAGUAUAAAUUGUAUGGUUUCAGAUAUAUAAGAAUUAAGACAAGUGAAAUAUUUGUACUUUUUAAAUUAUUGCCGUAUGUAUAAUUUUAAAUCUAAUAAAAUUAGGGACAGCAAGCAGCUUGCUGGGGUUCUUGGGUUGCUCCUUGAGAGUUAAAAUUAUCAAAAUCCCUAUGAAGCAGGAUUUGUCAGCCAUAGAACAAAGAUUUGUUAUUAUUACCUGAAAGUUUUACAAGUAUUUAUUGUGCAUUUGGUAUGUUGUUUGAAACAAAAAAAAGAUUGUUAAAGAUUCUUUUCGAUAUCCAUGUCAAGAAAAAGCUGCCUUGUACAGAGUGAAAGUAUAUGUUAAAUGUAUUAGAGAAUAUAACUGACACAGGAAUUGGUUUUUCUUGGUGUAGAACAACUCAAUUGGUUAAAUCUGAAUGAUUAAAGAGAACUGGUUCAGGAUGAAGAUUGACUAGUUACAAAGUGAUAAAGACCUUUAAGUACUUGUUGCAUUUUCAGGUUGUGAUAUGGUCAAUUCCAAGAGCAUCUGCUAAGAAUUUUGUUUAUAACUUCUAUUUUGUCUUGUUAGUAAAUGUUCAUUUACAACAAAGUUUUGAAGGUGCUUAUUGGAAAACAAAAACAUGGUUAUUCAUUCCAUAUUGAACCUAGAGUCCAAUAAUUGCCUAAAUAUUUAACAUCAAGCCAUUCUUAUAUCAAAGAUUUGAAUUCCCAAAUAUCCCCUUUGCAAGUUUUGUAAAAUGGAGUUUCGUAGUUAGCAUGAGCAUCAGGAGAAUAAAGAAUCUUCAUUUAUAUCCUGAUGGAUCAAUUUGUUACUAGAGACCAGCAGUGACUGUCCAGAUGAUUAAAACAAACUGCUACCAUAUUCAAGGAGGUCUCUUUUUCAUUGUUGCUGAGAGAGCAUUUAGGUAGAAGAUAGUUGUACCUGAAGAUUGAAUAUAAAUCACUUAAACCAAUAGUUCUCAACCUUGCCUGUAUUUGGAAUCACUUUGGAGUUUGUUUUAAAAUAUUUAUAUUUACCAGGCUCAGGGGCACACACCUGUAAUCUUGGCAAAUUGGGAGAAGGAUUGAAAGUGGGAGGCCAGACUCAGCGACUUAGGGUGUCUCUGUCUCAAAAAAAAAAAAAAAAAAAGGCUGGGAAUGUAGCUCAGUGGUAGAGUGCCCUGGGUUCAAUCCUCAAUACCAUAGGAAAAUAAAAAAUUUAUGCUUGGGUCCCAUAUCCUAAGACACUGAUGUUCAUCCAGAAUGUGAUCUGGCCUAAAGGAUAUUUUAAAACUUCCUGGUGAUUCCAAUAAGCCACCAAGGUUGAGAACCAUUAUUCUAAAACUCACCUACUUUUCUCAUCUGCAAAAUAGAAAAUUCUUGCUCCCUCCCUUCACUACCUCACAAGGAUAUUGA